Molecule: messenger RNA, 2619 nt
Organism: Drosophila biarmipes
Lineage: Eukaryota; Metazoa; Arthropoda; Insecta; Diptera; Drosophilidae
Exons: 3
Coding region: 409-2076 (555 amino acids)
Source: RefSeq, a predicted model, not a curated record
GAGGAGCCAUGGCCAACAUGCAGCUCGUUCCCCGCUGGUGGAGAAGUGCAGCCAGGGGUUCGAGAUUGGUGCUCUGCCUCAUGAAGAUCUGCAAGGAGGAUGGACCUUAGCUCCCAUAUACCGGACUUUAUGGACCUGGGAGUGCUUCAUUCUACCGGAGGAUGCGCUUGGGCAGCGUGAACCACCUAAACCGCAGAAACAUAUCCAGAAAGAGGAAAUGGAAGUCGGGGCAGGCCUUGCAUUUGGGCACUGCUUCUCACCCAACGUCAGACACGGACUGUCAUCCGGGAUCAGAGCACAAUCAGAAAGUUUUAGCAUACGUAGCAUACACUAGUUUUCUAGCAGCUGCUUCGAAAGUCAUUACCCAUCUAAAUUUUAGUAUCCAUUUUACAAGCAUUUAAUCUGCGCAUGUUGCGAGCCUUUCUGCGUCCAAGCAUGAAGCGAAUGUCCCGCCGGCCCGUCUCCGACGAGCAGAAGGCCCAGGCGCAGGCCCAGAUGCGCACCCGCAACCGCAGCCAGAACCAGAACCAACAUCAAAAUCAUGUUGAAGAACUGGAGUCGGUAGAGGUCUUCAUGUCGGUGGCUACCGUCUCGAACCUGACUCAAGCUCAAGUUCAGUCGCGUCCAACUGUGCAACCAGAGCCACAGCCUCUUCCUCUACCACAGCCCCAGUCUAUGCCUGAGCCACUGGAGCAACCGGAACAACAGGAGGAACUGGAACCGGAGGUGAGAGAAGAACAGCAGGACAAGGAGUCGCAGUCGCAGUCCCAGUCCGAGCCGGAGGCAGAAGUCCUCGAGAGCGGCGCCCAGGGCGACAACGAACAGUCGGACAACGAGGUGGGUCCCGCAUCAGCCCCAGCCUCUUCGACUAGCGAGGGCCAGGCCGACGCCGGCGAUCCUGCCCAGAUGAAGGCGCUGGCCGGGCGACAGCAGAUCGUGCGGCUGCUAACCCGUCUCGGCGACGGCGCUGGCGCCGAGGGCGAUGGCGAGGCCAACCAGAUCGUGAUGGAGCUGCUCGGCGGCAGCGACGGUCCCACAUCCCUGCCGUCGCCGUCGGCCAUUGAGCGCGUCUCCGAGCAGCUGCUCCGCGUGCUGCGCGAGCGCACGUUGACGGAGGCGGGCAUAUCCACCGGUAACGAACGGUACCGCUGCUUUAAGUGCGUUCUGCAGAACUACGCCAAGAUCUAUGCGGCUCGCCACUUCAUGGAGCAACUGCCGCAGCUGGAGCAGCUUGGGCCGGACGUGGACGCGAACGAGGAGCGGGAGCUAUUCGCCCGUGUCGUGGCGGAGGAGGUGCUGCAGAUACCGGUGCUGCUGCGCCAGCUGUGGUCGUCCCUGGAGAAAAUGGAGUUCUUCAACGAGGAUACCGCCUUCAAGGCGUAUCUGGAGGCCCGUCGCCACCCGCAAGCGCGCAUCUUGUGCGAGCUGAUGCUGACCCGCAUCUCGCGCGUCUUCCUCUGCAUUGUCAGCUCCACCUUCUUUCUGGACUUUACCGAGCACGAACUGACCCACAUCCUGCGCAACUGCUACCUCAGCGUCAACUCGGAGAUCGAGAUAUUCCUUUCGGUGGUCCUUUGGCUGGAGCACAACUGGUUUGAGAGGGGUGAGUGCGCUGAGCGCAUCCUGACCGAGGUCCGCUUCGCUCUGAUGCCCACUUGGUACCUGUGCACCCUGGACAGGGCCAACCGCUGCCGCCACUUCUCCCGUGUGAUCCAGAACCCCGGAGUGCAGCGCAUGAUUGCUCAAGGCCUAGAGGAUGCUGUGACACUCCAGACCAAGCCGCGCCUCAGUGGUGCCGCGGGGGGCCCUACCACCACCGCUGGCGUUCACCCAAUGCUACAGCAGUCCCAGAAUCUGGAGGAGAACCACCUGGCGCGCGACUGGAUCGCGGAUACCGAGUGCCGUCACCAUCACAAGCGCCACUGCGAGCGCUUUGUUUACCCCACCUACGAUGUGUUCAAGGAGUACCUGGCCAGGAUCAUCUGCUGCGCGCCCAACUACUGGCGCACCUUCCGACCCGCCCAGGAGGUGUACCGCAGCGAUUUCCGCUGCUGCUCGCCGCCCCACUUCAACUAGCUGCUGUUCCUCAUCCUCACCUUGUCGUCAACCACCCACCCUGCUUGUCCCAUCUGCAUUAGGCUCUGUGGUUCACAUUUUACGUGCGAGGAUGUUGCCUUCGGGCAUCCGUGAUCCUGUUUGUCCCCAUUCACGGCCACUGUGUCCACUGUCCUUUUAGCCACUUCCACUACACUGCUCACCGGUCGGCCAAGGGCGUUGGCCCACCCAUAAGGGUGCCCGCGGAGGAGGUCCCUGAACCCGAACUUUACAGUGAGACCAUCGAGCCAGGACAAAAUAAUUCGAUCUGUUCUGGCGACUCCCUGGGAACGCGCCCAGGCAUCGCCCAGCCCAUUGGCCAAGUCAAUCAACUCCCUUUCAAUUAACGCAUUUUUUUGGAAUUAUUUUCAAUAUUUUUCAAUAGAAAAUAUAAAUUUGUUAAGUCAAUGAAACCCGGCGAUCAGAUAUAAUAAGUUUAAUCAAAGCCCUCUUGGAGAUGUGCUCGUGAUUGCUUCCUGUUGAGGUCAAAGUGAAAUACAUCGGAUUAAACUGAUAUUUCGUGAA